GGUCGGUGCACAGAGAGAAAUGCAGCAGCCAAGGGGGAUAGGGAGGGUCCUGUGGGUGGUUUGUAACUUUCCAAGGGUGGGCAGGAAGGCAGUCAUUGCUGAGAAGAUGACAUUGGAGCAUGGACCUGAAGGAAGGGAGGCUGCCCUCCCUGCCGCCGGAAGUGACUCCCCUCAGCAAGGCCAAGGCGGCUCACGUGUCUCAGCACCCUGUCAUCUCUGCCCUUCUCUCUCGUUGAGUGACAGCAUGGCGUGACAUGAGGGCUCUCCAACCAUGGCCUUGCAGCCUUCUUGGAACGUGCGCAUCGACCCCAGCAGCCUGUCCUUUAACAUGUGGAAGGAGAUCCCAAUCCCCUUCUAUCUCUCCGUCUACUUCUUUAACGUCAUGAACCCCAGCGAGAUCCUGAAGGGCGAGAAGCCGCAGGUGCAGGAGCGCGGGCCCUACGUGUACAGGGAGUUCAGGCACAAGACCAACAUCACCUUCAACAACAAUGACACCGUGUCCUUCCUCGAGUACCGCACCUUCCAGUUCGAGCCCUCCAAGUCCCAAGGCUCGGAGAGUGACUACAUCGUCAUGCCCAACAUCCUGGUCUUGGGUGCGGCGGUGAUGAUGGAGAAUAAGCCCAUGACCCUGAAGCUCAUCAUGACCUUGGCAUUCACCACCCUCGGCGAACGUGCCUUCAUGAACCGCACUGUGGGGGAGAUCAUGUGGGGCUACCAGGACCCCCUUGUGAACCUCAUCAACAAGUACUUUCCAGGCAUGUUCCCCUUCAAGGACAAGUUCGGAUUAUUUGCUGAGCUCAACAACUCCGACUCUGGGCUCUUCACGGUGUUCACGGGGGUCCAGAACAUCAGCAGGAUCCACCUCGUGGACAAGUGGAACGGGCUGAGCAAGGUUGACUUCUGGCAUUCCGAUCAGUGCAACAUGAUCAAUGGAACUGCUGGGCAAAUGUGGCCACCCUUCAUGACUCCUGAGUCCUCGCUGGAGUUCUACAGCCCUGAGGCCUGCCGGUCCAUGAAGCUAAUGUACAAGGAGCCAGGGGUGUUUGAAGGCAUCCCCACCUAUCGCUUCGUGGCUCCCAAAACCCUGUUUGCCAAUGGGUCCAUCUACCCACCCAACGAAGGCUUCUGCCCGUGCCUGGAGUCUGGAAUUCAGAACGUCAGCACCUGCAGGUUCAGUGCCCCCUUGUUUCUCUCCCAUCCUCACUUCCUCAACGCCGACCCGGUCCUGGCAGAAGCGGUGACUGGCCUGCACCCUAACCAGGAGGCACACUCCCUGUUCCUGGACAUCCACCCGGUCACAGGAAUCCCCAUGAACUGCUCUGUGAAACUGCAGCUGAGCCUCUACAUGAAAUCUAUCGCAGGCAUUGGACAAACUGGGAAGAUUGAGCCGGUGGUCCUGCCGCUGCUUUGGUUUGCAGAGAGCGGGGCCAUGGAGGGGGAGACGCUUCACACAUUCUACACCCAGCUGGUGUUGAUGCCCAAGGUGAUGCACUAUGCCCAGUACGUCCUCCUGGCGCUGGGCUGCGUCCUGCUGCUGGUCCCUGUCAUCUGCCAAAUCCGGAGCAAAGGUCCUGAGGACACCAUGAGCCAGCCAGGCCUGGCCGCUGGGCCUGACCGGCCCCCCAGCCCCUACACCCCACUUCUCCCGGACUCUCCCAGCGGACAGCCCCCCAGCCCCACAGCCUGAACCUCCCAGCUGCCAUGGGCCUGUUGCAUACAUGCAUGCAGGCCUGUGCAGACACUCAGGGACGGAGUGCUGCUGAAGGGGCUUGCAGGGAGAGGCUCGUCGACAAGCACUGUUCUGGAACCUUCUCUCCACGUGGCCCACAGGCCUGACCACAGGGGCUGUGGGUACUGUGUCCCCUUCCUUGGGUGAGCCUGGCCUGUCCCAUUCAGCCAUUGGGCCCAGGCUUCCUCCCCUUCAGGGUGAAACACUGCAGUCCCGGCGUAGUGACUCCCCAGGCAGGACUGGCCAGGCUGGGAGUGCUGGCUUCCUGUGCCAAAU
Messenger RNA from Mandrillus leucophaeus (drill), 2005 nucleotides. RefSeq names its product scavenger receptor class B, member 1 (gene SCARB1). The coding region runs from base 272 to 1687 and encodes 471 amino acids. Gene Ontology annotation, cellular component: cytoplasm; caveola. Gene Ontology annotation, molecular function: scavenger receptor activity; low-density lipoprotein particle binding; lipid binding. The transcript is spliced from 13 exons. The record is from RefSeq and is a predicted model, not a curated record. NCBI's taxonomy places the organism in Eukaryota, Metazoa, Chordata, Mammalia, Primates, Cercopithecidae. Gene Ontology annotation, biological process: cholesterol efflux; cholesterol import; plasma lipoprotein particle clearance.